Schizophyllum commune H4-8 is the source of this 918-nucleotide messenger RNA. RefSeq lists its product as uncharacterized. Gene Ontology annotation, molecular function: dynein light intermediate chain binding; dynein intermediate chain binding. Lineage: Eukaryota; Fungi; Basidiomycota; Agaricomycetes; Agaricales; Schizophyllaceae. The coding region runs from base 275 to 616 and encodes 113 amino acids. Gene Ontology annotation, cellular component: cytoplasmic dynein complex. Gene Ontology annotation, biological process: microtubule-based process; cilium assembly. The record is from RefSeq and is a predicted model, not a curated record. The transcript is spliced from 3 exons.
CCUCGGUGCCCCCCUCCGCGCGCGGCUCGCAGGCCCACGGGCUGGCCGUGGGGGCGACGGUGCUGGGUGAGGUGAGGGACGGGACGGGAUCUGUUUCGGGCUCGCAGGCCUCGCGCACCAUGUGCUCGCAGCACGACACCGCGCCACGUGCCGCCGCCUGCCGUGUUUAUAGUGACUCCGCCCGCGGCCCUUGUCUGCCUCCCCCACCCCGCGCUCGACCAACGAGACUCACGACCCCCGACACGCACGCGCCGCACACGCAUACCCCAGCACCAUGGCCGACAAGCUCGACGCGCCCACCUCCUCCUCGACCGACACGGGCUCCGGCCCCAACGCCGGCGCGGUCGGCGGCGCAGGCCCGAAGGCCAUCAUCAAGAACGUGGACAUGAGCGAGGAGAUGCAGCAGGAGAGCGUGGACAUCGCGUCCGCCGCGCUCGAGAAGUACAACAUCGAGAAGGACAUCGCCGCGCAGAUCAAGAAGGAGUUCGACCGCAGACACGGCCCAACCUGGCACGUCGUCGUCGGCAAGAACUUUGGCAGCUACGUGACACAUGAAACAAAGCACUUCAUCUACUUCUACGUCGGCUCACUGGCUAUCCUCAUCUGGAAGUCAUAGAAAUGCAUUGUUGUUCGCCGUGUUGCUGUCUGUUCUCGCCCGCCCGCUGUGCCCGUGGACGUUCCUCAUAGUCGUACUCAUGCCGCCACGUUUUUCGUCCUUGACGCGUGCUCUUCUAAUCUUUUUUGUAUGGACCAUCGCGUCCCAUGUAUCCAAUAAACCCGCCAGGCUUCCAGGGAACACCUCCAGAUGUCGAUCCGAUCCGUCUUUUUGGCACGUAGCUUUUUUGUUUUCGAACACAAGCAUAGAUUGAAUGUCUUCCACAUCCCAGAGCAUAGUAUGAGUAUUGUGCUACAAAGCGC